UUCUCCAGGGAACUAUUUUUGUAGCGCACCAGUGCAGACAUUAAGUUGGAGACGGUUGUACUGCUUACUUUUGGAGACUUUUCUGCCAUUAUAAAAGCAUGAAUCCGCUUUUAGUUUUCUAGUAGCUGUGGAAAACACGAAGAAAACAGAAUAAUGACCCAGAAUCAUGUGUCAGGGAUGGAGAGCUCCGCCAUCUCCGUCCUGAAGCGAGCCGUGGAGCUGGACCACAGCGGCCGCUCCCAGGAGUCUCUGGUCUGCUACCAGGAGGGCAUCCAGCUGCUCAUGGACGUGCUGAAAGCCUCUGUGAAAGACGACUCAAAGCGAGGUCACUACAGGGAGAAGAUUAAGGGCUACAUGGACCGAGCAGAGCAAAUCAAAUCUCACGUGAACCAGCUGAAAGAAGAUGGGAAAUACCACGAGCAGAUCAGGAUAUCAGAGGAUGCUACAGGUUACAGCUACGAGUCUCUGUUCAAGCCCUACAUAAGCAGUCUCCUCACGGAAGUCUGGGUAGAAGACCCUUACAUACGGCACAUACACCAACUGUACAACUUCCUGCGGUUCUGUGAGAUGCUGCUCAAAGCGCCCUGCAAGGUGAAGCAGAUCCAUCUCCUCACCUCACAGGACGAGCAGGCGGAUAGCGGGCAGCAGACCAGCGCUCUCUCUGAGAUCAAAGAGAGUCUGAGCGCUCAGGGAGUGACUCUGGAUCUGCAGUACUCCUCCACCAUACACGACAGGGAGAUCAGGUUUAACAAUGGUUGGAUCAUCAAGAUAGGAAGAGGACUGGAUUACUUCAAGAGACCUAAGGGUCGAUUCUCCAUCGGUUAUUGUGACUAUGACCUCAGACAGUGCCACGAGACCAGCGUAGAUAUUUUUCACACCAAACACACAAAAACACUAUGAGAUUCAAACAUCUUCAAAAGGUUUUUUCUAUGUUAAUUUACUUACCUGCCAAAAAACACAUCUGCUGUGUGUUUUAAGCUGCCUUUAAAUACAGGUGAUGUGAUCGGCCUUAUAUCAGCUGUGAGAAGUUUUGAUCAAGUGUACAAAAUGCUUUUCUCACACUGGUUCUGCAUGAUCGUAUGUGAUUUCUUUAAAGGGUUAUUUUCUGGUUAUUUUCUUUGUAUUUAAAAAAAAAACUUUUAAUUAUUCUAUUACCAAAUGUUUUUUAAGAAUGUAUUACUGCCAUCUGGUGGAAAAGGUCAAUUAAAACUGCUUUUUUAAUGAUUUAAAAUGGUCUGUUUUAUUGUUUUAAUCAUCAUCAAGCUUUAAAAUAACUGUAUAUAAAUUCCCUCCCUUUUUGAAAUAUAUUCAUAUGCAAAAAAUAAGUGUAUUAAAUACCACAAACCGGAUUUAAUUGAGAUUCAGUUUGUGCUUUAUAGAAAUGAAUUAGAAAGUCACUCUGAAUAAACAAGUAACCAAAUAAAACAAACUAAACCAAAGUACAAAAUCAAAGCCUUGCAUCCUGAUGAACACAAUACAGCAUAUUUCAGUAGGCCAAAAAACAUUUUUACAAAAGACAUUAAUGAUUUAUUUUAAUACAAUUUGUAAUGAAAUACAUCUUUUAAAAAUAAUAAUAACAAGCUUAAUUUAUGAAGCACCUUUCAUGGGAGAUGCAGCCCAAAGUGCCUUAAAAAGGUUGGCUGUACUGUAGAAAGGUAGAUGUUCAAUCGUUGCAUUAUUCAGACUAUUUGACUUCUCUCAACUAGUUUCCCAGGUCAAAAAUGAACAUGAUCACUGAGUUUAUUCCAGGAGACUCCAUAUUAGGUCGUUGAAAUAGCAUCACAUCAUGAACCAUGGUUUCAGAGUGCUUGAAAUAUGCAAAUCCUUAAUGCAGAAGCACAUUUAUCAGGUAGCUAAGCCUAAUAUAAACCAUUAUUUUUAUUCUCUCCUGCACAAUGUCACACUUUCUGGGGAUGGUUGGCUGUUGACAGUGGUUUCCUCAGUAUAUGUAUUACCAUUUAACUGAUAAAGUCCUAUGAUUAAUCAUUUAAAUGAAAAGCAAACUGAAAUGUAGUUAACUGUUACAGUAAAAAACAUCAUUAUUAAAAUGUUUCUCCAGUUUUGUAUGUAUGUGUGUAAGUCAGUUGUUCAGGGUUGCUUUUUUGGAUUAAUGUUGAGUUAAUGACAUUUUAAUGACAUAAUAUUUCCCCAAUACAAAAGUAAUUAUGGGGGGAAAAAAAACUCCCUCAUUAAAUAUUCAUUGGAAAACUGUUUGUCUGGAUGAAUGGAAACACACAAGAGUUCAAACAGCACCGUGAUCGGAUUAUCUAUCGGCCUUAAUCUCGAUUUGCAUGCACAGCCCUCAUCUGGGCUCUGAGGGGAAGCAUUAUAAUCCGUCAGAUGAACCACAAAUGACCAUGGAUGUCCCUAUUUUUUUUAUUUUAUAAGAGAGAAGAGGACAAAAGCUGCAGUGCAAGAAACUGUUUCUGCUGUAAAUGUGCAGACAGAUUCCAUAUACGCCAACACAUCAGCUGUUAUCACUUAAAAUAAGAUAGACUUGCUACAUAUUGUCCUUAAUGUGCAGAUUAGAGACAAUAAACCCACAAAUAAAUCACAUCCCAGACUGUUUAUGUCCGUGCGGUGUGUUAAAAUGUAGUUGGUUGCAUGUAAUCCAGAUGUCAGCGGCUGGGUUUAUGUUUUAGAGGAAGAGAUAAGGAUUUGUGGGAUGAGGAGCCUCAUCAGAAGCUGUUCACACACAGACACAAUGUGGAUGCUAAGGUUUCCUCUUCCUGUGGCCCUCCCUCCCGCUGGUUGUAGCCCAGUGGCCUACAUAGUGCUGAAAACUCCCGGUGGGAAUGUGCACAUUCACUGUAGCAACACAGGGAUCAAUUUAUUGUUAGUAAUAUGGGUGUGUGGGAGAUAUCUUGGUCUCU
Messenger RNA from Eleginops maclovinus (Patagonian blennie), 2873 nucleotides. It is a transcript of the gene mitd1, whose product is annotated as MIT, microtubule interacting and transport, domain containing 1. Gene Ontology annotation, biological process: midbody abscission. Bases 154 to 900 code for a protein of 248 amino acids. The record is from RefSeq and is a predicted model, not a curated record. The transcript has 7 exons. Gene Ontology annotation, cellular component: midbody. NCBI's taxonomy places the organism in Eukaryota, Metazoa, Chordata, Actinopteri, Perciformes, Eleginopidae.